Molecule: messenger RNA, 480 nt
Organism: Ostertagia ostertagi
Lineage: Eukaryota; Metazoa; Nematoda; Chromadorea; Rhabditida; Trichostrongylidae
Source: the annotation of a GenBank genome assembly
AUGAACGAGGAAGCAAUCAACUUAGAGUAUUCUGCGUCUUCCCCUGGGGGAGCAUCCUCUCCAGGAGGACCAGGUGGUCCAUCGGGUCCUGGCUGUCCUGGGUUUCCACUUGGUCCAGGUGGCCCAGGUGGUCCAGGCAUGGCUCCUCCGCCACCAUUUCCAUUCGGGCCAGGUUGUCCAGGGCUACCAGGCUGUCCGGCGUCUCCGGGUGGCCCGGGAGGUCCAGGAGGUGACGGUCCAGAUCCACCUCCAGGAGCUCCAGGAUUUCCAUCAGGUCCAGGUGGUCCAGCGCUUCCAUCAGGUCCUGGUGGUCCAGGUGGUCCAACUGGACACGAGAUGCAAUCACUGCCUCCAUUACUUCCACCAGACCCACCAUCGUUUCCAGGUUUUCCGGGCUGGCCAGGUUCACCAUUUUCACCAGGCUCUCCGGGUUGUCCAGGAGGUCCUGGUGGUCCUGCAGGGCAGUUAUUCGGCUGUUGA